Trichoderma harzianum CBS 226.95 is the source of this 3387-nucleotide messenger RNA. RefSeq lists its product as hypothetical. NCBI's taxonomy places the organism in Eukaryota, Fungi, Ascomycota, Sordariomycetes, Hypocreales, Hypocreaceae. Bases 1 to 3387 code for a protein of 1128 amino acids. Gene Ontology annotation, cellular component: nucleus. Gene Ontology annotation, biological process: mRNA processing. The transcript has 7 exons. The record is from RefSeq and is a predicted model, not a curated record. Gene Ontology annotation, molecular function: RNA binding.
AUGUCCUACAAACGAUCGCGGGCGACAUUUGAGGCCGACCUCCAUGCGCCUUACGCCAUCUUCGGCACCCCUUUGCCUGAGGACGGCGAACGCGACGAUGGCUCAUACCUUCCAUUGUGGAAGCAGGAGGUGAGGGAUGAUAAGGGCAGGCGGAGACUGCAUGGAGCCUUUACCGGUGGCUGGAGCGCAGGCUACUUUAACACGGUUGGAUCUAAGGAAGGAUGGACACCAUCUACUUUUGUGUCGAGCCGCUCGAAUCGCCGUAAAGAUGAAGCUGGCCAAUCCCAGCAGCGUGCCGAAGAUUAUAUGGAUGAGGAGGACCUUGCGGAUGCCGCGGAAGCGCAGACGCUCAAAACCACACAGGCGUUUGCCGGGCUGGGAUCGUCCACCCAGGAAGAACUCCGUGCCGGGGGCCUGAUGGGUCUCUUCAGAGCCGACGGAGAUACAAUGGGCCUAAAGCUGUUGCGAAGAAUGGGCUGGAAAGAUGGCCAGGGCAUUGGACCAAAAGUGCUACGAGGUGCACGCCUGGACCUCGGCGGGAAGUCUAACACGAUAGAUGGAAAAACCCAUCUCUUUGCACCUGACAAUACCGAGGUCCUGCGAUUUGUCCGCAAGACAGAUCGUAUGGGCUUGGGGCAUAAUGGCCAGGGCAAGCUUUUUUCAUUGCGCCGAGAAAGCAAAGCAGAUAGCGACAAGGAGGCCGAUUCUCGCGAUGGCGCGUUGUCGAUAUUAUCUCGAACAGAGACCAAGAAGAAGCCACAGCGAGGCGGCAUCGGAGUUGGCAUCCUCAACGACGACGGCUCUGACGACGAAGACCCUUACGAGAUUGGACCCAAGAUCAAAUACAAUCGUGUUGUUGGCGGCGACAAGAAGAAGAAAGGAAAGAAGCUAUCUGCAACAGCGAACCCGUCGCUUAAAAAUGCUCCAGUAUUCAUACCGAAAACUUCCAGAGUUGGCAGCAACCUGCGGAGAUGUCAAGACGGGCGGCUUCCUCUGGAUGGGUUUGUCUUGGCAAAUGCCAUGCAAGACUUAACCAUUACUCUAGCAAAAUAUGCACCACCGCCAGUUCCCCCGGGCUGGAUGUCAUCCAAGGCCACCAAUGUUGAAGAUCGAGCCAGUACAUUUGUUUCGGCCGCCGAGGCUGCCAAGUCGUCAACCCUCGAUGCAAAGUCUCGAGCCGCUAUCCUUGGAGAAGCUGCCCUCCCUGGAAAAUCUGUGUUUGACUACAUAUCUGCCGCUUCUAGAGAGAAGUUGGCCGCGGCCUCAGGAAGGGUAGAUUUGCCCCCUGGCCUCGGCGAGAUCCCUGAGAAGUUUGCAAUGUCAGAAGAAGAAAAGCAAACAAUGUUAUGGGAGCAAGUCCCCAAGCUCGAUCGUGAAACGGCAAUAGCGGCCAUUGCGAGGGGAUUGCGAGGACCGUACGCAGACGAUGAAACUAAGAGGGCUCGCUACAAACGCUACCUGGAACACCACACGAAUCCCAAACUGUCACUUCCGGAUAAACCUAGGGGAAUGUCGGAUGACGAGUUUCUUCGAGAAAUGACAGAAUUCCAUAAUUGCGCGAGGAUAUUCAAACCUAUGACUGGCUUCAUGGCAUCAAGAUUUACGACGGCUAAAACACCACAUAGCGUUUCUGCUGAGCCAACAAGAGAAAGGGAAUUAAUCUCUGUGCCCGAGCCAAAGAUAUCAGACCCGGCAGAAGAGGCUGCCAAGAUGGGCAUGUUUGGCAAAAUGACGAGAUCUGUGGAAGACUUUUACCCUACGCGACUACUCUGUAAGCGAUUCAACGUCAAACCGCCGUCACACGCCCGUCGAGACGACGAGCCCGAGGCCAGCAAAGCAACCCCAGGUCCGAGUGCGAGGCCGGCUUAUGGCAGUCCCAUGGAGGACGUACAGAUGCCCUUGCUCUCGGCAUCUCGAACUCGAGACGAAUCUCCUGUGGGCGUGGACACAACGGCUGCGAUAGCGGCAGGGGCGACGACACAAUCGGGCAAGCAGAGCCCCGUAAUGGAGAGCCAAGUGAAUCCAGACCGGAAUGAAGCCGUUGAAGGUAAGACGGCCAAUGCUGACGUCCUACGGGCGAUCUUUGGCGACAAUCGCGACGCCGCAGAGAACGAGAGUGCUGCCCACGAGGCCGAGCAGUCGCCGCCGCCACAGUACCCCAUCUCGGAGGCUUCGUCUUCCCGCCCUCCGCCGUUCUCGUCGCUCUUCUCGUCGGUCCAAGAUCAUCCCAGUGGUGAGGCCUUUGGGAAGUUUCCUGCCGUCGUUCCAGAAGGAAGUGCUUCUUCCGCAUCUGUCGCCGCGCCAGCUUACGGCUACGACUCUCACGCUCCCGAGCCCUUUGACCCUGAUCAGACUGCUGCGCGUGCCUUUCAAGGCCCCGUAGCCGAGACCAAGCGUGCGCUCCCCAGGGACACCAAGGGAGAGUCAAGUCGCAAGGACGACGACGCCGAACCGCCACCUGCAUACUCUGAGGGAGACAGUCCUCUCCACGCAUUCUCAUACGUAAUGGCGGCCGCAGGAGGAGCCUCGAGUAUCAUUACUCAGGUACAGCAGGGUGGACCACCUAUCAAUGCCAUCGGAGAUGUCGGCGCUGAUGAGACAAUUACCAUGGACCUACGGGGUACCAGAUUCGUCCUUUCGCGUGAUGAGCUACUCACUUUGCCCGAGUUUGUCCUGUUAUCUCUAUUUCCCAAUGGGUUAUUCCCAGAAGGCCACAUGAGCGGGUUUCCUGAUAGCGAUGCGGUGCAAGUUGACUAUGAUCCUGCAUCACUGCAGUACAUGCUGGACUUCUUCCGGACUGUUGCUCAGUCAAUCCCUACUGAAUCAUCGCCCGGCACGUCUCAAGAUGGUGAAAUUGUUCCCCUGGAUCCAAUGGGCUCCCGUGAAGACGCUUCAAAGAGGGCUGGCAUUAUCGUCCUAAGAGAGGAUCUUGACUUUUAUGCAAUCCCACCCAAGUCAGAUAUCAGCCAACCCGACAUGAUUGAAGUCAAGCGCGCAGCGGCACGUGCCCUGCUCAAGCAGGAUGGCAUCUUUUCUGGGCUAAAACGAAGCGAUGAACCCGGAACGACUGAAGCUCACCUGAUUGAGAUGCUGACGGCAGGUGGCUUUAACCACGAUGACUGCUGGGGCCACCGGGCUGGCGAACCUAACAAGGCCGUCAUCUGCAGCCUGGCACUCGCUCGAUUGCGUAGCGACAUUCGUGGUAACGAAAUGGGUAACAAUGCCGUCGGCAUGGCACAGAAGCUGCUGCUGUUCUGGCGAAAACCGGCCAGACGAUGCUGGUGGGAGGGCAUCGAGCUGGACAACGUCGAAGGCGUUGAGGGCAAGCUCAAAGUAUGGAUCAGGCGAGUGUGGACGUUGGAGAUGAGUGUGAUUGGACUCCGUUGA